Molecule: messenger RNA, 582 nt
Organism: Arxiozyma heterogenica
Lineage: Eukaryota; Fungi; Ascomycota; Saccharomycetes; Saccharomycetales; Saccharomycetaceae
Product: gluconokinase
Exons: 1
Coding region: 1-582 (193 amino acids)
Cellular component (GO): cytoplasm
Molecular function (GO): gluconokinase activity
Source: RefSeq, a predicted model, not a curated record
AUGACAUUAAAUGAAUCGUUACCAAAGGUUAUUAUACUUGCUGGAACCACUGGAACAGGAAAAUCCAAUAUUGGAGUCUAUUUAUCAAAGCAUUAUGAAAAUAAAUAUUCAAACAUUAAAUUUGUAGAAGGUGAUGAUUUACAUCCAGAGGAGAAUAUAAUAAAGAUGUCAACAGGACACCCGUUGAAUGAUGAUGAUCGUUGGGAAUGGUUGAAAACCGUAGCACAUAGGGGGGCUGAGUAUGCUACGAAAGGACACGCUAUAGGAUAUUCUCAAGGAUUUUCUAUUGUAGCUUGCUCAAGUUUAAAGUUGAAAUAUAGAGAUUUGAUUAGACAAGUAGAACCUAAUGUAAACUUUUAUUUUAUAUUUCUAUAUGCUUCAAAGGAUACUAUUUACAGUAGACUAAGACAAAGAAAAGGACAUUUUAUGAAGGCUAAUAUGCUUGAUUCCCAAUUUGCAGAUUUAGAAUUACCAGAUGUUACUAAAGAGAAGAAUUGUUUUAUUGUUAACAUGGAUGGGUUAACUUUUGAAAAGAUAGAAAAGAAGGUUUUAUCACUUUGUGAUACAUAUAUUAUAUUAUAG